AUGGCGAUAUCGAGUGUGACGAGAGGGGCAAUACUAGAAUUUCCCAUAUAUUUGUUUCCCACGGGCAACGUAUCUACACGCGCGAUUCAGUUCUGGUACGCCGUCAACUUUUCCGGCUGGGCAAUGUCCGCUAGGCACGGCGACAUCCACAAUUUAGGUCCCAAAUUCCAUGUUAGUAUAUACCUUGGAUUAGUACGUGGUAACAAGGACAGCAACACCUUAUACUCAAUCACAUCCAGCACGAACCGCGGCUCGGGCUCGUGCCUCGGAGAUUUCAAAUACGAGCUUGGCGAAGAUCGGCAAUUUGGUUCUGCCCCGUGCAUAGGUUAUGGAACUACAGAGUGGGAUGAGAAGGGCCAUUCUGCAAUUUCCCACAUAUUUAUUUCUCACAUUACGUUAGGUGUUGAUUCGAUUCAGUUCAGGUACAAUGUCGGUACGGUAGAACCAACCAUGGGCCAGAAUUCAGUAGCAAACAGCACCUAUAUAUGUUCCAUCACAUUUGGCACAAACCGGGCCCAAUACGGCCCUUUCGGCAUCAAAUCCCGAAGGAGCAUUUUUGAGACAUUCUUCAAGUUUGAUUUAGGCGGAGAUGGACAGUUUGGUGGGUUUCACGGCACUGCUGACACACGCUAUCUCAACUCGAUCGGAUUCUAUUUGAAGCUACGCAUGACUUGA
This is a messenger RNA of Striga hermonthica, 675 nucleotides long. NCBI's taxonomy places the organism in Eukaryota, Viridiplantae, Streptophyta, Magnoliopsida, Lamiales, Orobanchaceae. The record is from the annotation of a GenBank genome assembly.